UUGUCUCGGCUCCCCUUUGAUGUAGCGAGAACGCCGCCGCUACCCCCUCCCCCCGCCCCCCCGCUCACUCACACACACACGCACCCCUCACCCCUCACCCCCUCAACAAACAGUUCACCGCAAACUGAAACUAUUGCCUUUAAUUCCUUUCCCGGAUCAUAUGUACGAGUGAUUAGCGCCGGCUGUGCUCCAAGAUAUAAUCAUCAAAAUAUUGGCACCACAAACGCAACAUGCAGCGGCAGUAAGCUGCUAAAGAGGCAAGUCGUGUCUCGCCAUGCAGCGCGCGGGUGGGAGAAGGGCCUGUGCGCCAUGAGCCAUACUCCUGUAGGCGGCCACCCGCAAGGUUGGGAACACAAGCUUGCUGACAGGUCGUCGCUGCCACCGGCGCCGGGGGAGGAGAAGAGACAAUCUCAGACCAGACAUGUGUUCACACACCCACAUCUCACCAAAGCGUCCCCGUGUGUGGGCGGCGUGGCGUCGCGGCGCUCGGAGACGGAAGGCUCGUCGGGCAGCUCGGGAAGGUCCCCGGAGGAGCCGCCCUACGCCAGGUGGGCCAGGACGCUGCAUCAUCUGCUCGAGGACGGCGAGGGAGUGCGUCUGUUCCGUAAGUUCGUGUGCGGCGCGGGCGGGCUGCACGUGGACCGCCUCAACUUCUACUUCGCCGUGCAGGGUCUGCGCCAGGAGACCGAGCCCAACAAGAUACGGACCGUCGUCUCCGCUAUAUACAAGUUCCUCCGCAAGUCUCAGCUAGCGAUGCCCGAGGAGCUGAAGCAGCGCGUCAAGCAGAGCCUCAAGGACGGCUCCAACAUAGAGAAGACCAUCUUCGAUAACAUGGAACAGGAGGUGACCCGCGCCAUCACCGAGUCUACGUACCAGUCGUUCCUUCGUUCGGAGGCCUACGUGUCGUACGUGAGUGCGGCCACUCAGCCACUAUCUUCACCGGACGCUUCGCCGACACACUCUAGAGAACUAUGUGUGGGCACCCUGGCCACUUUACACGAGGGCCAGGAGCUGUCAGGCGGCGCGUGUCCGUCCGUGGGCGCCCGGCUCACACACGACGCUCUGCUCGCCACACAGUCACGACGACUACAGUCAGACGUCGCUCCGCACCGUAAGCGGUCAGUGUACAGCGCGCACGUGUCGUACGCUGGGUACACGCCCGCGUCGCGCCAGGAUUCAGAGCGCACGAGCCUCAGCAGCGGGAGGACUGACAGCGACGCGGUGUCCCUCAGCGGCAGCAGCCUUGACGGCAUGUCGAUCCGCGGGUCGCGUGAAGCCCGUGAGUCCCGCCACCGGCCGCGGCUGUACGGCCUCGACCGACACGCUGUCAUCAACAAGGAACAAGACACCGCCAUGAUGAUCCCUCGCACGCAGCGCGUCCAGUCAGAACAGCUGCGCGUGUUGCCGCCGCACGAGUUCGCUCCACUACUGAUAGAGAAACUGGAGCGAGUGAGGAGGGACCAGGACAACAAGGACAGGCUGGAGAGGAGGCUCGCUGAGGGCGAAGGUGACGAGCUGUGCGCCCAAGCUCUACCGCCACAGCUGGUGGCCGCCGCUAUCAGGGAGAAGCUUCAACUGGAAGACGACAACGAUCAGGAUAUACUGGGUAUGAUGACUCGGAUACCGUAG
Molecule: messenger RNA, 1629 nt
Organism: Danaus chrysippus (African queen)
Lineage: Eukaryota; Metazoa; Arthropoda; Insecta; Lepidoptera; Nymphalidae
Source: the annotation of a GenBank genome assembly